Danaus plexippus (monarch butterfly) is the source of this 2189-nucleotide messenger RNA. RefSeq names its product zinc finger protein 879-like. Gene Ontology annotation, molecular function: zinc ion binding. NCBI's taxonomy places the organism in Eukaryota, Metazoa, Arthropoda, Insecta, Lepidoptera, Nymphalidae. The record is from RefSeq and is a predicted model, not a curated record. Gene Ontology annotation, cellular component: nucleus. Bases 126 to 1766 code for a protein of 546 amino acids. The transcript is spliced from 6 exons.
AAUGUUAUGUCAACUAGAAACUAAGUAAUGAGAAUGUGAGUUUAAGUCUGAAUGUUUGUGUAUUAUUUUAUAUAAAAAUACACUCAUCACAAUUAAAAUUAUUUUAUGUAUAUUAGUCAUAGAUCAUGGAUGAUAUUAUGGUAGAAAGUCUGCCCAUACUCGGCACUUGUAGCUUAUGUCUUGCGGAAGGAAUAGUAAGAAGUAUGAUUCUGAAAGAAAAUAAUGAAACAAACAGAGAAAAUUAUAUAGAUAUACUUUUAAAGUGUUUUUCAAUCGAUAUGCUGUCGUUAGACCUGGACGAUACUAAAUACAUGAUCUGCAGUCUGUGCAUCAAACAGCUGGAAAUCUGUCACAGGUUCAAAGAACAGGUGAUAGUCUCGCUGAGGACGCUAGAAGCCAGCACUAGAAUCAAGAAGGCGGACCAGUCUUAUGAUGUGGUUAAAAUUGAGGGAACAGAAAAUAAUGUUAACUGUGUCAAGGAGGAGAUGAAUCCAGCGGUUAGACUCACCAGCUGUUCUGAUGUUGACGACUCAGAUGUGAAGGGCAUUCUGUUUGGUGAUAUCAAACAAGAGUCACUACACCACAGCGAUUAUGAUGAACACGCCGUCCUAAACGACUUACUUAUCAAACACGAUCCUGAUGAACUGAGAUCGAGGCGUUCUAGACGGAACACGCUACUGGCUAAAAAGAAAGUGUCUUACUCGGUGCGAAAACAAGCGGAGUUGAAGGAAACAGAGAGGAUGUUGAAACGUGGACUGUUCCCGUUCAAGAUUGGCAAAAAUCAGACGUACACCUGCGCGAUCUGCCCGGAAAAAUCCACAGCCCUGGACGACAUUAAAUCCCACAUAACGGAUCACAACAUCACAAACAUACACGUGGCCUUCAAAAAGACGAUGACCUCCAACCAACACAGGUUCUAUAAAUACUCGACCAAACUGAAAUGCAAAUUAUGCAAGGAGGACAUAAGGGACUACGUCACACUCAAAAACCACAUCGGCUCCUGCGUCCGGAGCAGCGCGAAAUGCAACAAUCUGCCGUUCAAACUGGAGAAAGACCAGCUGGACUGUCCGAUAUGCAAGAAGACGUUCCUGAACUUCGUGAGCCUGAACACGCACAUGAACGUCCACUAUCCUAACCACGUGUGUGACAACUGCGGCAAGGCGUUCGCUUCGAAGGCGCGACUCCGCGGUCACAUGAGGACCCACGAAAUCGGGGAUUUCCCUUGCAGAUACUGCGACCAGGUCUUCGAUAGGGUCACCAAGCGAGAGAAUCACGUCAGCAAAGAACACAAAUCCGGCAUAAGGUACGCCUGCAAGCGCUGCAACAUAUCCUUGACGUCGUUCUACGCCAGGCAGAAACAUUUAGCGGAAGUCCACAACGAGGAGCUCAAGAGGUACAAGUGUAAGGCCUGCACCCAGAGCUACAUAACGCCUGGACAUCUAUCGAGUCAUGUCAGAAGAGAUCACCUCAACGAGAGGAACCACAAAUGCACUAAAUGCGAUCAGGCCUUCUAUACGAGGAACUCGCUGAAGAUGCACAUGAUCAAGCAUGACGGGGAGCGCAUACACACCUGCAACAUCUGCAACAAGUCCUACCAGAGGAAGAAGACGCUGCGGGAGCACAUGCGGAUACAUAACAACGACAAGAGGUUCGUGUGUCCAGUGUGUGCCAGAGCCUUCACGCAGAAGUGCACCCUAAAAGGUCAUUUGAAAGUCCACGAACGAAGAUUAGAGGACAACGUCCACCCGUCCGCUCAGAUGCUGUAGAAGUUACGACUUAGAAGAGAAACUAUGGCGGUGUUCAGCGGCUCAAAUGUUAGAGCGGCGGCAAAACUGAAUGCGGGCCUGCGCGUUUAGUCUAGGAUACCCAGUUAUAGAGACGUCUAGAGAAUACUGCUAGUUCAAAUGACUUUUUAUAUCUGUUAUUGAUUGAAUCGAAAUCGUAGCUCAUGCGAAGGAUACGCUUAUUCAUAUAUAUACGUAUAUUUUUUUUUGUUUUUACGUACUUUUUGUUUUCGAUGGAAAAUAACUUUUUUUUUCUUAAUCUUCAUAUCGGAUCUCCUUCAAAGCUAUUUUUUUUUAAACUUAUUUUAAAUGUAAAGCCUUUUUUUUAUUCUCAUAUAUUAGAUCUAUGUAUAUUUUUAAGUUAUUAUUAUUAUUUAAUUUCUAUACGAAAAGUGCAAUAACCAU